Danio aesculapii is the source of this 1741-nucleotide messenger RNA. RefSeq names its product isocitrate dehydrogenase (NADP(+)) 1 (gene idh1). The record is from RefSeq and is a predicted model, not a curated record. Gene Ontology annotation, molecular function: NAD binding; isocitrate dehydrogenase (NADP+) activity; magnesium ion binding. Lineage: Eukaryota; Metazoa; Chordata; Actinopteri; Cypriniformes; Danionidae. Gene Ontology annotation, cellular component: cytosol; mitochondrion; peroxisome. Gene Ontology annotation, biological process: isocitrate metabolic process.
UGGAUGUUAAACUGGUUAGGAGCACAUCUAUGAGCUAAACUGAGGAGAGCCUAUGCCGUCCGCUCAGCUGAUAGAAAACAACGCCUUCCAAGACUAGUAUAGGGGAAAAAAACACCUUCAAGCCUCUUUUCGACGCAUUCAGAAGCUGGCAUCUCUUCAUUUACUCAAGUGCAAUCUCUGAAAUAAGGGUUCAAAAUGUCUCAGAAGAUCAAAGCUGGUUCUGUGGUUGAGAUGCAAGGAGAUGAGAUGACCAGAGUAAUAUGGGAGCUCAUAAAAGAGAAACUCAUUUUCCCUUAUCUGGAGCUCGACCUGCAUAGCUAUGACCUGGGGAUGGAGAACCGCGACGCCACCGAUGAUAAGGUAACGGUUGAGGCGGCAGAAGGAGCUUGUUGUUGAGGCCGCUACAAUGUGGGCAUCAAGUGUGCCACCAUCACUCCUGAUGAGAAUCGUGUGGAGGAAUUCAAGCUCAAGCAGAUGUGGCGCUCUCCCAACGGAACAAUCCGAAACAUUCUGGGUGGCACUGUGUUCCGAGAGGCUAUUAUCUGCAAAAACAUUCCCCGCUUGGUUCCAGGCUGGAUCAAGCCUAUAAUUAUCGGCAGGCAUGCACAUGGGGACCAGUACAAGGCAACAGAUUUUGUUGUGCCUGGCCCUGGAAGAGUGGAAAUGACAUACACACCCAAAAACGCAGGAGAGCCACUUAAAUUUGUUGUCCAUGACUUUGAAGGUACGGGUGGAGUAGCUUUGGGAAUGUACAACACAGACAAGUCAAUCCGGGAUUUUGCUCACAGCUCUUUCCAGAUGGGUCUGAAUAAAGGCUGGCCGAUGUACCUCAGCACCAAAAACACUAUCCUGAAGAAAUAUGAUGGGCGUUUCAAAGAUAUUUUCCAGGAGAUAUAUGACAAGGAGUACAAGGCCAAGUAUGAGGCCAUGGGCAUCUGGUACGAGCAUCGGCUGAUUGAUGACAUGGUGGCUCAGGCCAUGAAGUCUGAAGGUGGGUUUAUCUGGGCCUGCAAGAACUACGAUGGAGAUGUGCAGUCAGAUUCUGUAGCUCAAGGUUAUGGAUCAUUGGGCAUGAUGACCAGUGUGCUCGUAUGUCCUGAUGGGCGUACAGUAGAAGCUGAGGCAGCCCACGGCACUGUGACAAGACACUAUCGCAUGCACCAGCAGGGCAAAGAGACGUCCACCAACCCCAUCGCCUCUAUCUUUGCGUGGACACGGGGGUUGCUGCAUAGGGCGGAGCUGGAUAAGAACACAGACGGGGUGUUUGCUGAGGCACUGGAGGUUGUUUGUGUCGAGACCAUUGAAGCUGGUUUCAUGACCAAAGACCUGGCCAUCUGCAUCAAGGGCAUGUCUGGUGUCACACGUUCAGAUUACCUCAACACUUUCGAAUUCUUGGACAAACCAGAGAAUCUGAAGAUCAAGUUGUCAAGCCAACCCAACACUUUAAAGCUGCAGGGUUUGUUGGGACACUCACACAAACACAAACACCUGACACAGAAACCCUGAAUCCAUAUCAAGCCACAAACCCUUCUUCAACUUCACCUCCAGUUUAACUGGGACCAAAAAACAUAAACUUCACCACUACAACCAGUAGAGGGAGCAGUGGGCACUUUCAACACAAGACAUGAAAGUGCCUCUUCAAACGGAAGAAACAACUGCAUCACUGUUUUAAAACUAACUGAAAACAUUCGUAUGAAUAUUAUCAUCAUAGCAGCUUUUAUUUUAUUUGUAUUAUGUCUUU